AUGGCUCUAGUAAAAAAAGCAUUACUGGAGACACCUGCUUCAUUUUUAUUGGCAAAACGAUUCCGGGGAAAAGUUAAUAUCCAAAAACCACGAAAACCCCACUUUGAGAAGCAACUUUUGCUCGAUUUGACCAAACCCCACUAUGGACCUAAAAAGAGUUCUUUGCCAGAUAUAUUUCUUUGUGAUAAAGGAAAAGUCCUCUUUUCAAAGGAAGACAUCGAUAACCCUUUCGAAAGAAUAUUGGCAAGAGAAUGUUUGAAUUGGUUUAACACAUCGAAAAUGGUGGUAUUUCUCCACAUGAACUCAAUCAGUAUGGAGGAUAAAACACCAGUUUACGCUGCACUAAAGAAGAAUAAUAUGAAUUUAAGGACUUACGGAAAGAAAAUUGUAAGCAUGGCAACCAAGGGAACUCGUUAUGAAGCUGUUAAUCAAUUGUUUACAUGUCAUCAAAAUAUUAUAUUCGGACAGCCAGAAAACGCUGCAAAGAUGUUCAAAAUACUCAAGAAGACACCUCAAUUGGUUGUCAUGGCCGGAAUCAUUAAUGAUAAAUUACUAUCAAAGAACGAGCUCGUCCAGUUUAGUAAAUUGCCGAGUCUGGAGGUAGCGAGGAGUCAGCUGUGCUCAGUUCUACAGAGUGCCGGUUCCUGUCUCGUGGGACAGUUGAACCAGAAUCAACAAAUGUUGGUGUCACAUCUUGAACAGCACAUAGAAAUACAAAACAAACCUGCUGAUAGUGAAAAUAAAGAUAAAACAGAGAGUUAA
Danaus chrysippus (African queen) is the source of this 762-nucleotide messenger RNA. NCBI's taxonomy places the organism in Eukaryota, Metazoa, Arthropoda, Insecta, Lepidoptera, Nymphalidae. The record is from the annotation of a GenBank genome assembly.